Podarcis muralis (Common wall lizard) is the source of this 2022-nucleotide messenger RNA. Its product is annotated as interferon-induced protein with tetratricopeptide repeats 5-like. NCBI's taxonomy places the organism in Eukaryota, Metazoa, Chordata, Lepidosauria, Squamata, Lacertidae. The record is from RefSeq and is a predicted model, not a curated record. Gene Ontology annotation, cellular component: cytosol. Gene Ontology annotation, molecular function: protein binding. Gene Ontology annotation, biological process: defense response to virus.
CUAUUCUGCCCGAGUGAGCUCACUGCGAUGCUAUAUAAACUGAGAGAGCGAGGCAAAAGUUUGCAGACGGAGGUAGCAUCCUGCAGACUGCUGGACCGCUGGCGAGGGAAAGUUCGCUUCCUGCGAAAUUCAGCCUCCUCUCUGGAAAAGGGAAAAUGAGCCGACCUCUGAGAUCGAAGCUGGAGAGCUUGCAGUGCCACUUCACCUGGGACUUCGAGUUCAAGGACAAGGUGGAUGCCUUGCACAUCCUGCAGACCCUUGCCCCGCUGGCCCAGCACACCCCACACCGCAACCGAGGCGCCUACCUUGCCAUGAGGGCCUACCUCCAGGACUUCCAGGGGAACUACGAGGAGGCCCUGGACAGCCUUCGAGAAGCAGAGGGGGCUCUGAGGCGGGACCACCCCGCCAACUUCUCCCGCCAGGCCCUGGUGACCUACGGCAACUACACCUGGGUCUACUACCGCUUGGUCAAUUACGACAUGGUGGACCUCUACCUGGGACGCAUCCAUGACAUCUGCCGGUCCUUGGCCAGCCCAGAGGCCUACUCUGCGAUGAUCCCUGAAGUCCACGCUCAGAAAGGCUGGUCCCUCCUGGCCGGGGGCUUCCGGAACGGGGACCAGGCCGCAGAAUGUUUCCGGAAGGCGCUGGAGGCGGAAGAGCCCAACGAGGAGUUCCAGGCCGGACUGGCCAUCUCCGUUUAUGCCUCCUACACUCAUUCCUGGGCCACCGAACAGCGGGAAGAAGCCCAGAAGUUGCUGGAAGAAGUCGUCGCUCGCCAGCCGCAGAGCUACGAAGCCAAAGCUUAUUUGGCUCAGACCCUUAUGGCGGUGGACACGGAAAGAGCGCUCUUCCUUGCGGACGAUGUUGCCCAGGAGAGCGUGAACCCUGAAGUCCUCCGAAUCGUCUCCAAGCUGUACAAGCAGCAAUCCCUUCCCCGUACCAUUUCUAUUCUGAAGAAGGCCAUUUCCAUUCUGAAGAAGGCCAUCGCCCUAGAUCCCGGCUACCAUCUCCUACACUACGACCUUGGCAUGUGCUACCUGCAGAUGUUGGAGCACUCUCCAGGUGACUUAAGAGAAGAAGCUGUCGAGGCUGCCAUUGAGAGCUUCAAGCGCGCUCUGGAGAUGGAUCCUUUCUCCAUCUUCACCCGGCUGAAGCUGGCAAAAGCUUACGGCAAGAGGUCGCCAGCUUACGAGGAAGAGAUCUACCUGAACCUGAUGGAGGAGCUCCCAGGAGCCAGCAAGAGAUGCCAGCAGUCCAUCUACAUGCACUGGGGGGACUUCCUCCUCCACAAGAAGGGGAUGAAGAGCAAGGCCCUAGAGAUGUACCAGGCGGCCGCCAGGAUCCCCGGAGACCACUCCCUUGAGAGGAAGCAGCUGGAAAUUGCCUGAAGAGGCCUGGCGAGGAUGUUCAGGGAAGACGGAGAAAUGGACCAAGCGAGCGCUGUCUACAGCUUCCUUAAAGAAACAAGGCUUCAGGUUACAAGUCAACAGGACGGAUCGUGGCGAAGGGGUUCGUGGCGAGGGAACGGCAGGGCCCAGCAGUGAAGGACCUCCACACUCACACACUCGCAAAGAGGCAGGGGGUGGUGGCUCUUUCCUUCCAGUUUGGGAAGAGGCUCUUCCUGCAGCCUCUCAGCCCCUGGACCCUCCAGCAGGUUUUGCUGGGGAAAAGCUGAUUUCCAUGAAGUUUCGUUGCAGUCCCCUCCCCGCACUAAAGAAGAGAAAAAAAGCUUCCAGUUGUGUUUAUCUGUGUAAUUGUUUCUAGAAGUUGCAUUGCUUUUAUUACUAUUACUAUUAUUAUUUUUAGUUGCAGGCAGAAAGUCCUGGAUCUGGCAAGGCUUAAAAUCUAACGGAGGAUUUCAUUGCUGGAGUUCAGUGCAAUGAUCAGUUUGUUUUUCGCUUGAUUCCAAGGCUGUCAGUAUGGAAGAAGCAAGACCUUUUGGGGUGUUAAGUCUACGAGCCCCUCCAUCUUGGGCUCAGGUUGUAUGUAUGUUGUGCAAAUAAAGCAUAUACCCUAAAAACA